Molecule: messenger RNA, 3627 nt
Organism: Lachancea nothofagi CBS 11611
Lineage: Eukaryota; Fungi; Ascomycota; Saccharomycetes; Saccharomycetales; Saccharomycetaceae
Source: the annotation of a GenBank genome assembly
AUGACAUCACCCGUUGACAGUCCGCUGGUCAGGGACUCUAAGCUUCUUUUAAAAAAAGGUAAGCUAUUCAGGCCUUAUGCGCUACCCUUCAUUCCAUUAUACGCAACUUUUGCGCAAUUGUAUUUCAAACAAUACGAUCAGUACAUCAAAGGUGGCGAAUGGACGUUUGUGUACCUAGGCGGGCUUAUAUCAUUGAACAUCCUUGUGAUGCUUCUUCCACAGUGGAACGUUAACCUUGCAAGUCGAUUCAACUUCACGGGAGCGUCUGGAAUCGCAGAGGCUACCCAUAUUUUGAUACAAACCGCACCAAAUAAUGGUGCAGACGACAUAGUGGAGAUCCAGCAUAUCGAAGAAGCUGGCCAUCUAACAGUUUUCUUUCAAUUUCAGAAAAAGAGGUUUUUACUCGACACUGAUACCGGUGUGUUUUCCAGUCCCAAAUUUGUUGUGGACGAAUCUCCCAAGCUCGAGGUAUUCCAGCAUUGUAAGGGUCACUCUGGAGACUUGACUCAUGCUAGAAGGUUGUACGGAGAUAACUCGUUUGACAUUCCAAUUCCGUCCUUUACUGAGCUUUUCAAAGAGCAUGCUGUUGCUCCUUUUUUCGUCUUCCAAAUCUUUUGCGUUUGUUUGUGGCUAUUGGAUGAUCUUUGGUACUAUUCGUUGUUCAAUUUAUUCAUGAUCGUGGCUAUGGAAGGCGCCAGCGUUUUUCAAAGACUGACUACUCUAAAAGAAUUUAGAACUAUGGGUGUCAAGCCUUAUUCGAUUAAUGUAUUGCGGGAUGGUAAAUGGCAGUUAAUGCAAACCACUGAUCUACUACCUAUGGACCUUGUCUCAGUUACUAGAACUGCCGAAGAUAGCGCCAUUCCAUGCGACCUUGUUCUCAUUGACGGAUCUUGCAUCGUAAAUGAAGCAAUGCUAUCAGGUGAAUCCACUCCCUUGCUCAAAGAGUCUAUCAAAUUACGCCCUCAUAACGAAUCCCUCCAGUUGGAAGGUCUUGAUAAAAAUUCAGUUUUGCACGGUGGUACCAAAGCUUUGCAAGUCAACGCGCCCGAACACCAAUCCUCUGUGCCCACCCCACCUGACAAUGGUGCAUUGGCUGUUGUUACCAAAACUGGGUUUGAAACCUCUCAGGGCUCUCUCGUGCGGGUUAUGAUUUACUCUGCCGAACGUGUCUCUGUUGGUAAUAAAGAAGCUUUAUACUUCAUUUUGUUUCUGUUGAUUUUUGCUAUUGCUGCUUCCUGGUACGUUUGGACUGAAGGUACUAGAAUGGGAAGAAUCCAAUCUAAGCUGAUUGUCGACUGUAUUUUGAUCAUCACAUCUGUUGUACCCCCAGAGUUACCAAUGGAACUAACUAUGGCCGUUAAUACUUCUUUGGCCGCCCUUUCCAAAUUCUUUGUUUAUUGCACGGAACCUUUCAGAAUUCCACUUGCAGGUAGAAUUGACGUUUGUUGUUUUGACAAGACAGGUACUUUGACUGGUGAGGAUCUGGUUUUUGAAGGCCUAGCAGGAAUUGCCACAAAUUCUGAGAAGGUCGACCAGUUAUCUUCGGCAGAAGAUGCCUCUUUGGAAACUACGCUAGCUAUUGGUGCUGCGCACGCUCUCGUCCUACUCGAUGACGGCGAGAUUGUAGGUGAUCCCAUGGAAAAAGCUACUUUGAGCGCAUUCAAAUGGAAGGUUGGUAGCAAAGACACGGCUAGCAAAGACAAAAUCGGCCAAUUAGAGAUACUACGCCGUUUCCAAUUCUCCUCUGCGUUAAAAAGAUCUUCGUCUGUUGCUAAGCAUAAGAACAAGACGUUUGUUGCUGUUAAAGGUGCCCCAGAGACUAUUCGCGAAAGACUCACUACUAUACCCCCCAACUAUGAUCAAAUAUAUAAGCACUUUACUCGUUCAGGCUCGAGAGUGUUGGCACUAGCUUCCAAAGAACUCUCGAAUUUGUCAAGUAAACAAAUUGAUGGCCUCGAUCGUAAGAACAUGGAAAUGGAGCUCGAGUUCCGAGGGUUCCUCGUUUUCCAAUGUCCUUUGAAAGAUGACGCAACCGAGACCAUCAAAAUGUUGAACGAGUCCUCUCACCGUUGUGUUAUGAUCACUGGUGACAACCCCCUGACCGCCGUCCACGUCGCCAAGGAAGUUGGUAUUGUGGAACGCGAAUGCUUAAUAGUGGAUGAGCCCGUCGAUGGAUCUGAACACUCUUUGGUGUUGAGAAACGUCAGUGAAACAAUUAUGAUUCCUUUCGACCCUACCAGCGAUAAGUUUGAACACUCUGAAAUUUUUGCGAAGUAUGACCUGGCUGUUACAGGGCACGCCUUGAAUAUGCUUGGCGACCACCAUCAAUUGAGGGAAUUGAUUCGUCAUACCUGGGUUUAUGCCCGCGUCUCCCCAAGUCAAAAAGAGUUCAUCUUAAACACUCUAAGGGAUAUGGGCUAUCAAACUUUAAUGUGUGGCGAUGGUACCAAUGAUGUUGGCGCUUUAAAACAAGCCCACGUUGGUAUCGCUUUGUUGAAUGGUACUGAAGAAGGGCUCAAGAAAAUUAGCGACCAGCGUCGCAUUGAUGCUGCAAAGACUGUUUACGACAAGCAAUGUGGCUUUAUGGAAAGAUGGGGGCAACCGAACCCUCCUGUACCAGAGCCGAUCGCACACCUUUACCCACCUGGUCCUUCGAAUCCUCACUAUUUGAAAGCUUUAGAAAAGAAGGGUGUUCACAUCACAUCUGAAAUGAGAGAACUAGCUAUAGAGGCCUCGGCCAAACCUGUUGUUACUAGAAAAGUGGAGAUGCCCGAACAAAAAGCUAGCGAUCUAGCAGAUAUGGUCAUGGGAUCUCUGGGCGAAGCUGAGGGAGAUGAUGCGCCUACCUUGAAGCUAGGAGACGCAUCGUGCGCUGCUCCUUUCACUUCCAAACUUGCUAAUGUAUCAGCUGUUACCAACAUCAUUAGACAAGGGCGUUGUGCGUUGAUCAACACUAUUCAAAUGUACAAAAUUUUGGCGUUAAAUUGUUUGAUCAGCGCCUAUUCGCUAUCCAUUAUUUACCUUGCUGGUGUGAAAUUCGGUGAUAGCCAAGCAACUACAUCAGGUCUUCUCUUGUCUGUCUGCUUUUUGAGUAUUUCCCGCGGUAAACCUUUAGAGAAGUUAUCUAAACUAAGGCCGCAACCUGGGAUUUUUAACUUUUACAUCAUGGGUUCAAUUUUAGGCCAGUUUGCUGUUCAUAUUGCCACCCUGGUUUAUAUCACACUGGAGAUCUAUAAGAUCGAGCCUCGCGAACCUCAGGUUGAUUUGGAAAAGAUUUUCACGCCUUCUUUACUAAACACAGGUAUAUUCAUGAUUCAAUUGACUCAGCAAGUUUCAACCUUUGCUGUUAAUUACCAAGGAGAGCCAUUCAGAGAAAGUAUCAGAAGCAAUAAGGGAAUGUACUAUGGUUUACUUGGUGUUGGUGGCUUGGCUCUCGCAGGUGCUACCGAAUUCUCUCCAGAGUUGAACGCUGCUAUGAAGUUUGUCCCUAUGGAUGACGUUUUCAAGGUAAAGCUCACAGCAACAUUGCUGGUGGAUUUCCUCGGAAGUUGGGCUGUCGAGUUGCUAUUCAAGUAUCUUUUCAUGGAUUCUAAGGCGGCUGACAUAGCCCAGCGCGACUCGAAGUAG